Molecule: messenger RNA, 1235 nt
Organism: Blepharisma stoltei
Lineage: Eukaryota; Ciliophora; Heterotrichea; Heterotrichida; Blepharismidae
Source: the annotation of a GenBank genome assembly
AUGGCAGAAGAUCCUUUAUUCAAAAGAGAUGACCCCAAGCUUGGGAAAAUUAUAGAAGAUGGGAUUCAUGGAAAUGUUGUUUUAAUUGGCUUUCCAUUUGACGAAGGUGUAAUAAGGAAUUUUGGAAGACGUGGUGGAGACUAUGGCCCUGACUCAUUAAGAAGAUUUAUUCCUAAAAUAGGCCCACUUAUAAACCCAGAACUUAAUAUCAGCUUAGAAGGAUUUCUAAUUAGUGACUAUGGGAACAUUCAAGCAGAAAAUUUUGAAAAAGCCCAUGAAAAAUUAGCAGCAAAAGUGAAAACAGUCCUUUCCAAGCCACAUCACCCAGUUCCUGUUAUAGUUGGAGGUGGAAAUGAUGAAAGCUGGUCAAAUGCAAGCGGAUUUUUCAACUAUUGCUUAGAAAAUAACUUUACCCCAGUUGUAGUCAAUAUCGACGCACAUUUAGAUGUCAGACAGCUUGAUGAUGAAGGUAGACUUCAUUCUGGAUGUCCAUUUAGAAUGAUUUUAGAAGACCAAAGAUUCCAAGGAAUGAAUGGCAAAUUCUUCGAAUUUGCCUGUCAAGGGUCGCAGUGUGCACAAGCACAUGUAAAUUAUGUAAAAUCAAAAGGAGGAGAACUUAUAUGGAUGAGAGAGAUCAGGAGAAGAAGUUUAGAGCUCAAGGAAAGCCUGAGAGAACCGAUAACACAGGCUGGGCAGGCCUUAAAAGACAUUAUUGCUAGAUUUCCUGAAAACCACAGAUUUUUUAUAUCUUUUGAUGUAGAUUCGAUAAGCAGCGCUUUUUGUCCUGGAGUUAGCUGCCCAAGUGUGGAUGGUGGACUUACAGCUGAAGAAGCGUUAGAAAUAGCGUUUUUGAGUGGGAAUUCAAAUAAAGUAUCUUUGAUGGAUAUGUCUGAAUAUAAUCCUGCAGUCGAAGAUUAUAGGACUGGAAGACUGCUUGCAAAUAUUUUUUAUUAUUUCUGCUUAUCUCCCAUGCAAAAAAUAAAGCUAUUGGAAAAAUAAUGCUAUUUUGGGAUUAGUCUGCUUGCAUAAGUGGGCAAAAAAUUAUACAAUAGCAACUAUAUUAAAAACUUGCUAAUUUAUUAAUUUAGACUUAUAUUCUUUAGAAAUUAAAUUAUAUUUUCUUUUAAAAUAUUUAUAAAUUAAAAUCUUUUUAAAAUCAAAUUUUUUAUAACAUAAUUUUUUAUAAAAUUUCAAAUUAAUUCACGGAGGCAGGGUUAGGUGUUAAGUCAAGAUAA